This is a messenger RNA of Stegodyphus dumicola, 1154 nucleotides long. RefSeq lists its product as uncharacterized. The record is from RefSeq and is a predicted model, not a curated record. NCBI's taxonomy places the organism in Eukaryota, Metazoa, Arthropoda, Arachnida, Araneae, Eresidae.
GUAUAAUUGAUAUGCACUUACUGGAAUUUUUUUAUCAGGAUAAUCAGCAGAAACUUUUAAAACAUCUAAAUAGAUCAAAUGCCCUGAAUUUUUAGAAUUGUAAGGAAUAAGGAGUUUAGUGUUAAGCUGAUAUUGCAUUCCAUAUACUUGAGGGGAACACUGUGAUUCGCUGCAGGGAAAAAAAGCAGCAUGAACUGCUGCUCUUCCAAACAAAAAGCCAAUUCUAUAUACUUACCAGCUUUUGACCAAGACGUAACAAUAAUUAGGAAGCAAGUAGCCAUUUUAUCAAAGAAACCUAGAAGAACAUACAAGGUGUUCUUCGAGGAAUUAGAACUUGAUUUGCCUUUUGACAAGCUGUGGAAACCAUGGCGUCUUACGCUCCAAGGUGAAGAUUCGCUUUCUUUACAGGUGUCUCUGCACAGAAUUCCACGAACAAAAGUACUGUGAAGUUUUAAUUUGUACUGAUUGAGAAAGAGUCCCCUUUCCCCCAGAAAAGACAAAGAUGGGCUUGGAACCUGGAUUUAUUCAAGAUUUACAACGAUUAUUACGUUUGUCGGAUAUUUUAAACUUGGAUGAUUGUGAAAUUAAACAGUGUUUUAUUCCUACGCAGACACGCCGUGACUUUGAAGCUGUAGAUAAUGAAGCAGCGUGUUCUUGUAUGUUUGCACAAAUGUGUAGUGAUUUUCAAGCUUUAAGGAAUUAUUUCGAACUUCAGAAACGGAUUUAUUGUAUCUAUGGUGUCGAAAGUACAACGUCUGGUAUUAGGGCAUUAAAAGAAAUGGAAGUCUUGAUCUUUCAACUAGCUGGAUAUUGGGAAGACCAAGGAAAGUGGCAAGAUUUUUUGGAGGCUUUCUGUUAUCUGAAAUCUCAGUUGUGUUUGGAGCUGAGAGAAUUUGUGGACGAAGUGGUUGAAAAAGUAGAAACGAAACUGCACAGAUGUUCUUCUCCAACGGAAGAGACGAGGUUGAUGCAAACUUGCUUCAACAUACGAAAAUUGCUGCCCAUCAGUAUGUGAGCAACAUUGUUUUUGUUGAGACUAUCAAACACUUUCAAAUAAAGCUUGGAACAUGUAAUGAACGAAGGCGAAUUGUCUACGCAGAGCACUAGAUGUAUACAUGAACUAAAAAAUAAAUACGAAAGUGUUUUUAAGCCAU